Molecule: messenger RNA, 8168 nt
Organism: Panonychus citri (citrus red mite)
Lineage: Eukaryota; Metazoa; Arthropoda; Arachnida; Trombidiformes; Tetranychidae
Product: laminin subunit alpha-2-like
Exons: 11
Coding region: 129-8147 (2672 amino acids)
Biological process (GO): axon guidance
Cellular component (GO): basement membrane
Molecular function (GO): extracellular matrix structural constituent
Source: RefSeq, a predicted model, not a curated record
CGUUAUUCUGGACCAAUAAUAAUAAGAAGAAGAAUAAGAAAAGAGAAAAAGAGAAAAGUUUUCUUGAUAUAAUACAUGUAUUAAUCGUCUAUUUUAAUCCACCACAUGGAUAAUAAAAAGUGAUAAUUAUGGUUAAUCCAUUGUUCAUAUGUGUGAUUGUGAUAAGUUUCCAAUUGAAUUCAGGACAAAUUGUUUCUUCUUCUCGAUCAGAUCUUCCAAUUGAUUCAAGUGACAUUGAAGCUUUUUAUCCCGAGACUUUUGAUCUCGCUAAAGGAUCAAUAAUAACUGUCAACUCGACCUGUGGUCAAGUUGGUCCAGAGCCUUAUUGUUAUCCCUCAUUGACUCGAGACAAUGAAUGUGGUGUUUGUGAUGCGACCAGUUUAAAUCCCGAUAGACGACAUCCGAUAUCAAAUGUUAUCGAUGGUACAAGUUCGUGGUGGCAAAGUCCAACUCUACAGAAAAGCGAUAAAUAUGAAUGGGUAACAAUCACUGUUGAUUUAAAGCAAGUCUUUCAAAUUCAUUUGGUCAAAAUUAAGGCUGGACGAUCACCUUUACCUGGAAAUUGGAUAAUCGAAAGGUCAAUUGAUGGAGUUGAAUAUAAACCUUGGCAGUUUUUCGCAAUAAGUAACACUGAUUGUUGGCGUUUCUUUAGCACUAAACCAAUUGCAUCUCAUCCUCCUCAUUACCGAUCAGAUGAUGAAGUUAUUUGUACUUCAUAUUAUUCAACAUUGAGACAACUUCAAUAUGGAGAAGUGAAUCUUUCAUUGAGUGAAGGUCGACCAGGAGCUAAUCUCUUUUCAGAGACAUUGAAACAGUUUAUGAAGGCUCGAUUCAUACGAUUACGAUUACAAAAGGUUUCGGUUCCAUGGGAUGAGAAGAAUUUGUUUUCAUAUUCAGAUCGAUUCAAUUUAACAUCGGCUAAUCAGCUUUAUUAUACUUUACAAAAUAUUGAGAUUAUUGGUCAAUGUAUUUGUAAUGGUCACGCAAGAGCUUGUCCAGUGGAUCGAGCAACUUUACUUCGUAAAUGUGAUUGUCUUCAUAAUACUUGUGGCGAUAAUUGUGAAAAGUGUUGUCCAUUAUUCAAUCAACGACCAUAUCGUCAGGCAACCAAACGAAAUAUCGCAAUUUGUGAAGCAUGUCAAUGUCAUGGACAUUCAAGUGAAUGUAUUUACGAUAAAAAUGUCGAUUCUCGUAAUGGAAGUGUCAAUGUUCAUGGCCUUAGAUCGGGCGGAGGUGUUUGUAUAAAUUGUCAAUCUCAUACAACGGGAAACAAUUGUGAUCAAUGUGAAGAUGGAUAUUUCCGUCCAGGUAAAGGAUUGAGUUCCUCAAGUAGCUCGAUUAAUAAUGAGACUGCCCCAUGUCGACCAUGUCAAUGUCGAGGUCGAGGAACUACCGAAUAUUGUAUAAAGGACAGUAGCCAUGUUCUAACGGGACUGGAAGCGGGUGAUUGCAUUUGCAAGAAAGGAUUCCAAGGUAAAUACUGUGACUCUUGUGCUCCAGGUUAUCGCAAUUAUCCAAGGUGUGACUCGUGUCAUUGUAACGGAGCGGGAGUCGUAAACCCUGAGGCUUGUGAUGGUCCAACGUGUGUAUGCAAGGCCAAUGUCGAAGGGAAUCGAUGUGACCGAUGUAAAGCAGGUUACUUUGAUCUAUCGGCGGACAAUCCCGAUGGAUGUGCCCCGUGUUUCUGUUUCGGUGCGACAUCUUCGUGUAAAUCCUCCGAUUGGGGAGUUGAGGUGAUCUCAUCUCUCGCUCACCUGGAAGCUUGGAAAGUAUCAGAUUUCUCUGGCAAGAAAGUGGUCACUCCAACACGAAAAUCUGAACACUUGGUGAUCGCUGAUGACGACAUGCAGCCAAUGUCUUCACCUUACUAUUGGAUGGCUCCUGAUUCUUACCUUGGUGAGAAACUUUACUCUUACGGGGGUGACCUGAGGUUCAUGAUUGGAUACACGGUGUUGAGAGGAGACACUUCCGGUUACUACACUGAAGAUGCGGACAUUAUUCUGGACGGUGGACCGGAAAAUGUGAUGAGAAUUGGUUACAACUGGAAGAGAUAUGACAAAAAUGAGAACGAGGAUAAAGUGACUUUGACUUUACCUUUGCGAGAAAACGGUUGGUACAUUUUGGACGGUGAUGGACGUCGAGUGAGACCAGUGUCUCGAGAAGAGUUCACUUUGGUUCUGUACAAUUUACGGAACAUGUUGAUUCGAGCCAAGUUCCACACGGACCAGAUCGAAGGGUCCAUGUACAAUGUCGAGAUGGAACAAGCAUCGAAAGACUCAAAGUCUCUGAACAAACAAACUGGAAGUGCACCAGGUUACCGAAGGGUGAACAAUAUUCUGGUCGGAGGUCGAUGUGAGAAGUGCAAUUGUAACAAUCACGCGGAAUCUUGUGACCCUUUCACCGGUGAAUGUUCAGAGUGUCUACACAACACGGAAGGUACAGGUUGUUCCAAGUGUAAGAAAGGUUAUUAUGGUGAUCCGACUCGUGGAACACCGGAAGACUGUAAGCCGUGUGCAUGUCCAUUGACCUUGAGUUCGAACAACUUUUCACCGACUUGUGUCCUCACGGAAAAAGGAGACGAUUACAUUUGCGACGCUUGUAUCGAGCCUUAUGCUGGAGACAAGUGUGAAAUCUGUAAGCAGGGUUAUUAUGGUGAUCCAAGUGUUCCUGGGGGCGAGUGUCUCCCCUGCGAGUGUGGUCCAAAUGUGGACACUUCAGUGGUUGGAGGUUGUGAUUCACGAACUGGACAAUGUCGAUGUGCGGCCAAUACGACUGGAUGGAAGUGCGAUCAAUGUUUACCUCAUCAUUGGGGUAAUCCAAGUUUGGGUGAUUGUAAACCUUGUAACUGUGAUUUGUCAGGAUCGAAUGACCCUCAAUGUGACCCAAAGACUGGUCAGUGUUCAUGUAAGCCCAAUUUCACUGGUCGAUUGUGUGAUCGAUGUGCUGUUGGUCAUGGGAAUCCUGAAUUGGGAUGUCCAGCAUGUAAUUGUAAUGGAAUUGGUUCAUCUUCGUCUGAUUGUGAUCCAAUUACUGGUCAGUGUCAUUGUAAACCAGGAAUAUUUGGUCAACACUGUUCCCAUUGUCUCGAAGGUUAUUAUGGAUUCUCAGUUCGAGGUUGUCUUCCUUGUGAUUGUCAUCCAAAAGGAUCAGAAGGAAAAAGUUGUGAUGAAAUAAGUGGUCAAUGUAAAUGUAAGCCAUUUGUUGAAGGAAGAGCUUGUGAUCGAUGUCGAUCUGGAUUCUGGAAUCUUGAUUCAGGAAAAGGAUGUUCACCUUGUGAUUGUAAUCCAAUUGGAUCAACAUCAUCAAUUUGUGAUCAAUUAACUGGACAAUGUGAAUGUAAACCAGGAAUCGGAGGUUCUAAAUGUGACUCGUGUAAAAGUGGAUUCUAUGGAUUCUCACCCAGUGGAUGUCAAAGUGUGACCAAUGUUACGAAGCGAAUCACAUUUGUAACCCAGAAACGGGUCGAUGUGAAUGUCCUCCCAACACUGCGGGUCGAGAUUGUCGUGAUUGUGCUCCGGUACUUAUGGACUGGACAUUACUGGACAAUGUUCGUGCAAAGGAACACAAUGGGACGACGAUGUGAUCGAUGUAAAGACGCGACAUUUUCUCUUUCGGCGAUGAAUCCACUUGGAUGUUUCAGUUGCUUUUGUUUCGAGAAAACUUCUCGAUGUGAACAAUCAUCAUUAACUUGGACAACAAUCACCAGCGCACCGAAAGAAGUGACCUUUGGAAUAAGUGGACAAUCAGCGGAAUUAAAAAUGGGCUAUAAUGUGAUUCCUGAUUCUUCAGAUUCGAAACAAGUGAUUGGAAGCAAUUACAUUUCUGAUCAACCUUAUUAUUGGCAAUUACCAAAAGAAUUUAUUGGAGAUAAAGUUAAUUCUUACAAUGGUUUUCUCUCAUUUCGAAUUCAAUCUCGUCAAGAUUCUCGAUUCCCUGAUUCGGUUCUCAAUCGUUAUCCUUUAUUCAUCAUUCAAGGAAACCAAAGACUCGUUUUACAUCAUUUCGAUAAAGAAUCGUCUUUAUCUCUAUCAUCAUCAUCUUCAUCAUCUUCUUCAUCUUCUUCGACAUCUUAUUUGGGUGAAUUUUACAAGAUUCAACUUCACGAAUCGUCUUUUAUUCUUGCCGAAAAUCCAGGACUUGAAGUAACUCGAAAACAUUUGAUGAUUGCUCUUCAAAAAGUCCAGAAUAUUCUGAUUCGAGCUUCAUCUGGACCCGAUGUACAAUCAGCCCGUUUAACCGACGUGACUCUUGAUGUUGCUGAGGAUCUGAGAGUUCUGAACUCGGUGCCAGUUAAUUUCACCGCCAUUGGAGUUGAACAAUGUUUCUGUCCACCCCAAUAUCGAGGUGCAUCUUGUCAAGAUCCAAAUAUUGGUUAUUAUCGGAAAAGGAAACCCAAUUAUCUUGAUUCCCGUGAUUACAUUGAUCUAGUUGGGUGGGCAGAACCUUGUCCAUGUAACAAUCGAUCUCGGAGUUGUGAUCCAGAGACUGGACAUUGUUACAAUUGUACCGAUAACACUGCAGGUCCUUUUUGUAAUGUUUGUGCUUCCGGAUACUUUGGUGAUCCAACUCAAGGGAUACCUUGUAUUCCUUGUCAAUGUCCACUUCCUGGUCACUCGUUUGCUGAGACCUGUGAAUCUCGGCCUGGAGGCGAUUACGUUUGUUCAGAUUGUGCGACAGGUUAUACUGGUUCUCGUUGUGAAAAGUGCGAUGUCGGAUAUUAUGGUGAUCCAAUGGCUCGGGAGUUUUGUCUUCCAUGUUCAUGUUCACCUUAUGGAUCAUUUGGAUCAAGUUGUGACCCUCGAACUGGUCAAUGUGCUUGCAAAGAGGGUUUUCGAGGUCGCGAUUGUUCAAUUUGUUUACCUCGUCAUGUGCAAACUGAAUCGGGUUGUCUUGAUUGCGAUGGUCCAUGUACUGGAUUAUUGCUCGACGAUUUAGACUCAAUUAACGCGACAUUGGCCGAAUUACCAACCACCGAUUGGGGAAAUUUGCCUUAUACUAAAUUCUUGCAUUUAUUGUCCAAGUACAAGCAUUUUCUCAACACUUUGCAACGACAAUCGAUCCUAAUCGACGAAGGUAAAGGAAUCCUUUAUAAUGUUACUUCCAAUUUCGACCUGGAAACAUUGGUCGAUAUGCUGUACAUUCGAACAGUGAGUUUGGAAGCGAAAUUACCGAUGAUUGUGGAAGAGACCAAAUUGAUUGGUGACGAUGCUGAAAAUCUUCUCGAUUAUAUAAAUGAUCUACUUUACGAUUUGAGACGAAUUAUUGAUGCUCUUCGAAAAUUUGGAAUGGACGAUGGAAAAGGAGGAUUCUCUUUGGAACGACAUCUUUUCCGUGCUGAACAAAUUAUCGCCGAAUUGAAUUUGAAAAACUAUCGACCUCGACUCGAUGAAGCCUCAAGAGAGAAUCGAUUAUCUAAGACUUUACUUGAGAAGAUAAUUGGUCUUCUUAGAUCACCGAAUGUUGAUCGAGAUUUCCGAAAGAGAUUAGAUCGAUUGCAGCAAAGAUUAUCAGAGAUUUUCAACAUUGUUCAAACUCGAGUACAAAGACCAGUCCAGUUAACAUUGAAUCGAAUCAACGAAGGACAAAGAAUUCGUGAUCGAGUGAUUGAAGUUCUAAGGAUCAGUUCUGGUCAUGCAUCUCAAGCCAAUUCCAGUUUGAUUGAAGCUGCUCGACUAAUUAAUGCCGCUCGUGGAAUGUUGAUCGAUGUGACUGUACGACAUGGACUAGUUCCUGGUUUAGAACGGGAUCUAAGAAAUGCCACAUUGGCUUUGGAACACUUGAGGUCAACUUUGUCGAGAUUGAACCCCGAAUAUACUGUCAAAUAUGUGGAACCAUGUCAACGACAUUCAUUGGAAUUGAUGAAACAAUUGGAAUAUUUGAAAGGUCUUUUCGCCGACACAGAAAACUUUUCCAAAUACGCUCUCGAAGCGGCUGGAGUCUAUGAGCGAAUUGUUGUUGCAUUAGCUCGAGCCGAAGAAUCAGCUAAACGAGCAUACGAAGCAGCUGAACGCGCUUAUCAUGAGGCUUAUCCAGGGAUCGACGAUUCGUUGACUAAACAAGCACAGAAAGCGAGAGAUCGAAGCAUCGAAUUACUUGAAGCAGCUCGAGAUCUUCACGACAACCGAAUUCCUAGAUUACAAAGUGACCUUUCAUCGAAACAAUUGAUACUUGGUAAUCUAGCUAAAGAUUUGUUAUCAUAUCGACGAGCAUUAGAACUAAUUAAUCGGGCACUUGAUGAAUUACCUCAAGAUUUGCGAGAAAGAAUCAAACAAAUUGAUCAUACGUUGAGUUUCCUUCUCGAAGGACUUGGACAUGUUCAUUUAAGAAUAGAUGGAAUAGAAAAGAAGAUAAUUGAUGAUCUUACUCCUCGAAUCGAACGACUUAAUGAAGGAACAGCUUCUGGAAUCGAGAAUUUCACUCGGAUUGUUGAUAAAUCUCGAGCUGAUAUUCGAGAAUCAAGUCGAUUUAUGGUGAACUCGGAAAAUCUUAAAAGACGAUUGGAUGGAUUAAGAACUCGAUUCGAACUUGAUCUUACCGAUUUGAAACAUCGAAUCCUUUUGUCUCGUCAAAAAGCAUCUUCGAUAAGAGUCUCACUAGGAGCAGAAAGAGAUGAGAUUUGUGUGAAAUCUUAUCGAUCACCAACUCAACCAUCGGCCACGAACACAAUUAGUCUUAACUACGCAAUCAAAGAAGAUGUUCCUAAUUCGUUGAUUUUGUUCAUAUCAUCGAAUACAAACUCUGAUUUCAUGGCAUUGGAAAUGAUCAAUAGACGAAUUCGGUUUACAUGGAAUACAGGAAGUGGAUCUAAAUCAUUGGAACAUCCGACAAUCAUUGAAUCCAAUGACGGGAACUUGUUACGAUCUCGACACUGGUACAAGAUUGAAAUGAACCGAGUCAACAAUUUAGUGACUUUAAGUGUCCAACCAUCAACAGAAGCACAUAAAGGAGACACUCAUGAAGUAACGGGAUCAUCUGACCCUAAAUCAUGUAAAAUGGACUUGGAUGGGAACGCGAACCUGUUUAUCGGCGGUCUACCGGAUAACUUUGAAGCUCCGACCAUAAUGAAGACCCGACGAUUCACCGGCUGUUUGUACGAAGUUUAUCUAGAUGAUCAACGAAUUGGCCUUUGGAACUUUAAAACCUCACAAGGAUGUCGAGGUUGCAUGGAAGGUGUGACCGAACUCAUUGAUCCAGGAACAUUCCAGUUCAAAGGUGAAGGUUCUUAUGCUACAAUGGAUCAGAUCCAAAGAUAUGACAGAGAAAAGUAUAUCGUCGCUCUGCAAUUCAGAUCAUUUGAUGAAGACGCGAUCAUCUUUUUCUCGGGCAACCCAGACACUGGAGAUUUCGUGUCCAUUUCCCUUCAAGACGGGCGAGUAUUGUACCAAUUUAAUCUUGGAUCUGGAUCACGAUUACAAUUAAGAUCUCGGGAGAGAUACAAUAAUGGACAGUGGGUUCGAUUAGCUGCUGAAAGAGAUCGAUGGUUGGGAGUUUUAUCGGUAGAAGAUGAAGUUCUAGAAGGAAGUGCUCCUCAAGGUCAAAGUCAAUUGGAUCUCAAUCAUGUCCCAAUUUACUUUGGUGGAGUGACCCCUAAUUUCACUCAAGAUCUUUGGACACUCAAUACAUUCAAACACUUCCUGGGAUGUAUGAAAGAUGUUCAGAUCGAUACAACUCCUUUGAAUUUACUGAGCAUUGAGAAUUACGGUGUAAUUCCGGGUUGUAGAGAUCGAACCUCUCGAAUUGUCAAGUUCACAGGUCAAGGUUACUUGGAAUUGAAUAGUCGACCUCUUGGAGAAGAGAGCGACUUUAGUUUCACCUUUAAAACAAACCAAUCGGAAACUCUACUGAUUAUGUCCACUUUCCAAGGGAAAACUAAAAAGGCUCGAGAUUAUCACUACUAUUCAGUGGCAGUGAUCGGAGGUCUUCUUGAGGCUCGUUUCAAUGGAGGUUCGGGUGAAACUUUACUUAUAUCAGAGGUCCGAGUGAACGAUGGUGCUUUCCAUACAGUCACCAUAUCGAAAAGGAAUCGAAAAAUCUCUUUGAAUAUGGAUGAUCAUGAAGUGGCUGUAUCUCGAUUGGCCAAGGAACCAAUUCCAUUGAAGGUCCAGCUAAUGGUGGACUUUAUCUCGGUGGACUUUCGGAAGGAAUGACACUUCGAGGAAUGGCUGGAA